UUUGGCCUUUUGCAUCUUAAUUGAUGUUUUGUGGCACUAUCAGACUUACUAUUUCGCUUACAACCUCAACGUCAGGAAGUAAAAAUCAGUUGAAGCCUGAGUUGGAGCCUAAGUCGAGCUUAGAAAACGGCCCUCUCUGCAAAGAUUGCAUGGCACUAGCGCUAGCGGCGCGCAGUAUACAAAUAUUUGCUACAGACUGCAGACUGAGAAGGCCUACGUAUAGUGCAUGUAAAAUAGACUUGAUGUUCAGAAAAUAAGGAGGCCUCAGCUCAAAGACCUGUAUGCCAGACAAGGACCAGUAGGACCUCAAAAUGCAAGCAUCAUCUGUUGAUAGUUCCUUACUGGCUGCACUGCAGGACAUCCAGAAAUUCACUGGAUCAGGAAAGGACUGUUCCUCUAAGCAGGCUGAUGGGGGUGCAUAUAAGGGAGGACGGCGGUUCAAGAUCACAGCCACCCAGAGGAAGAAACACAAGCUGAUUGACAUCCAUACUGGCUACACCUACACAGUCCGGAAAACCCACAAAAACUCCACACUGUGGCAGUGCAGCACACGCAACAAGAGCAUCUACUGCAAAGCCACACUCAUUCAGAUGGGCAACAAGUUCAGAAUGGGAAAUUGUAGUCACAUCCAUCCAGGCCAGAUUGGGGCAGCUGAAUUUGUCGGGAAGAAGAAGUCAUCAAAGGAAAAGGCCCAUCCCAAGAACACAUUUGUGCAGGAUUCGCCCAUUGAAAUGGAAGAAAUUUGUCUGACUGAAGAUGCUGCAGCAAUGCAAGAACAAAAUACUAUGCAGGAGGUUCCUGAGAUAACGGCAGGGCCGGUGUACUUGGGGUCACAGGUCACUGUCGCCCAGACAGAUACAGACGACAUGGAAGAGGAUGCCAACGUGGGCAGUGUUGCAAAAGAGCAGCAUUUGGAAGAUCUGGAUAAAAAUCACAACAUCUCGAGCAACUCGCCAGAGAGGUCACAAUCUGGGAUUAAUGCUGGAGCAAAUCCCAUGCCGUAUGAAGUGUUCCUUCAGGAAAAUGCUGAACAUGUAGAAGUGCCUCUGGAGGGUAAUCUGGGGCCUGGUGUGGGGUGCGAGGUCAACCACACUGAAACUGAAGGGGAGGAAUUUCAAGAAGAGAGAUUGCCAGAGGCAGAAUAUACAGUCAUAGAUGGCUCCUCUCAGAGACGGCAGGCCAAAUUGAUUGAUAAUGCUGGGUAUACAUACACACUCAAGAAUAAGACUUGCUUCACCAGCUACUGGCGAUGCAGCAUUCGAAACAAAAAUCUUCUGUGUCGGGCCUCAGUCAUGCAGACCAAAGAGAAUUUUAAGAGAGGGAAGUUCAAUCACAUCCAUCCCAGUAAGCCCAACUGUGAAGUGGCUGCACGUUUAGUGGCACAGGUCAAGGCCAAAGUUUGCCAGAAACCCGAUAACCCAACGAGCAGCAUUGUUGGUGAGGCCAUGUUGGAGACAGUGGGUUACUACACGCCCAGCCCUGGUUUACCAAAGCCCAAUAACCUGGCCCGCACUGCCAACCGACUGCGACAUAAGCUAUCCCAGGGUGUUGAUAAUAUACACACUGCCUCCAUACCUGUUGCCUUUCUACAGAAAGUCGUCAACUGUAAGGAGAAAUCCCAUAUCCUCUUGGCCUCUCCAGAGCUGCUCCAGCUCCUGAGUCAGAUGACACGGUGGUAUAUUGACAUCAAUCGCAAAGUUGUGAAGGCACCUCUCAAGGAGCUGAUGUCAGUUCAUUCCUUUAUAACAGAUGACACAGGGACUAGACCUAUACCCUUGGCCUUCGUGCUGAUGUCGAGCCAGAAAAAGAAAGACUACAAAGCAGUGUUCAGUUCUAUCAAAGAACGUCUCCCUGGAAAAUGUUCCAUGGAAGAGUGUGUUGUACCCUAUGAGCCAGCCCUGUGGAGAGCCAUCAGUGACAUCUUUCCAGGUGUUCGAUGUUCAGGGAGUUCCGCCCACUGGUCCCAAGCCAUCAGGAAAAAGAUAAAGGAAUUUGAGAUUCAGAGGAGUGACAGCUAUGUGCGUGAGCCCAGGAAGGUAUUCCGGCUUCUCCAGAAGUUGGUUGCUCUGGCUUUCCUCCCAGCGGAGUUCAUACCAAGGAUGGUCAAUGAACUCCACAACAAGGCUAACACCACAACAUUGCAUCAGCUCCUGAACUACCUAAAGGCCACAUGGAUCGAGGGGCCAACUUGCAUGUGGUCUCCAACAGUUUGGAGUGUCUACUUAGAGCCUUGGCGGAUUAAUAAUGAACUUGAGGUCUGGCAGCUGCAACUGAACAGCAGAAUGAAGAAGGGCAAGUUGCCCCUAAGUAUGCUGAUCAUGCAUCUGUUCAAUGAGUCCAAGGUGGUCACUACUGGUAGCAAUCUGAAGCCCACAUCCAAGAGGAACCUGAAGCGACAUCACAGCAUGACCUACAAGAACUACCAGUUGAUCAAAUUCUGGAAGGAGUUCCAGCGAGGGGACAGGACACUGAAGCAGCUGCUGAAGGCAUGUGUCAGUUUGUAUCAGGUGGAAAAUAGCUUAGUCUGAGUGUACUAUAUUUAACUUUAGACUCAGCUGGUUUUCUUCGUAUGUUGCUGUUGUAACCAGACAGUGUCCCAGCUUGUGAAGAAGCACAUGUACAUGUAUGGUACGCGAAGCAUCAGCCAUGGCUCUUUUCUUUCAUGUUUAACAUUUUUACUAACUAUAAAAUGCUCAACAGUCCUAAAAGUUGACUAUUUUCAACAGUUACCACAUUGUUUCAACACUUUAUUGGUUAUUGAAGUGGUCAAUUUAAGUAGGUUUGUGGUAGCACCUUGUAAGUAUGAGACUGCUGUCCUGACUGCAGUCCCCUGAUGACAGGCAUGCAUACUUUUCAAGAUGUUGAGUUCCUGUCAGUUCUUAAAUUUAGAACCAUACAUAAACAAGAAAAAAGUUUUCACAUGGUGCUACCACAAACCUACUACUUACAUGUAACAUGUCACCUUUUUUGUGAAAAUCUUCAAAUAUCGUCUGACGUGUUCAAAAAGCAUUUCAAGAGUGUUUUUCUCAAAUAAUUUUUUGCAAGAGAUAGGGUUUUCUUGCUCACCUUAUUUGUACACAGAUGUACGUCUGAAUUUCCGGAUGCUUGAUGUAUGGAUAUUGUGUACAGAUAUUUCUUUUUAUGUGUUAUAUGAAAGGUACUUUUUUCAGCCGGUUGCUCCUAAUUCAGUUAAGAACCAAUUUUGUUCAAUUGAACAGUGCAUAAGUGUCAUUCAGAUUCAUACUGGGUGAAUGAAAUGAGAAAUUCCUCCCGAAUUUUACUUUCAUAUUCGUCUAGGGAAAUCGUCUUCGCAGUUUGAGCCUUCAAAUUGAAAACUUCAAAGUAAGAGCAGUAUACAGUAAAUUAAGAUACAAAUUAAAAUGCGUAUAGAAAGGAAAAGGAGAUUACAAAUAGAAAACGUGCUAGAAGUGUGUCCCACAUAUUGACUUGAAUGUAUAGUUUAAUAUUUCUCAAACAAAGUACACAUCAAGAAUACAGUACAUUUGCUCCAAUACUGAUUGCAUGUUUAAUCAAAAUGAAGAAAUGAAACUCUCCUUGGACCUUCAUCAUGGACGCUGGAAGAAAAAUCCUUAAGAUGCAGUUUACUGAUUUGUAAUGCAUUAUUUUUUACACACAAGAAACACACAUGUAUCUCUGCAAAUGUGCAUGUAAGAUUUUUCGGCUUCUGGUAAACAAUGGCUUAUUUUCUUUUUGUCACGUUUUUAAAGCAAUAAUUUAGCUCUCAUGUUUCAUUCAAUUUUACUUAUCCUUUUAGAUAUUUUACUUUGCUGUUCAUUCUUUUCAUAACAAUUGAAACAGAAACAAAAUACGAAUUAGCAAAUUAGCAAAUUAACAUUGAUCAAUCAUUAGUUUUAUGGAGAUCUCUACCCGUGAACCAAAUGUUUGCUUUCAUGAAAUAUAUUGCAUAAACUAGUCACGGAGAAAAAAAAAUCAGAUGAUUUCAUGCGUAACGAAUAGCAUUGCACGAAUCUCACAAAUGUCUGCCAAUUCACGGAAAUUGAAUGCCAAAACACGUACCAGGGAAUUGGCUGUGCAAUUUUGAAGGUUUUUUAUGUGUUUUUUUCCAAAUGGAAUGCUGACCUUUCAACAUUGUGCAAUCCCAUGCUCUUAAAAUGAAAUUUAUUUAUCAGUUUUGCCUUUUUUUUUGUGCACCACAGCCAAACAUACUUUAGGCCAUUUCCUUGUGGUUUGUUGGACUUGGAACCAUAAGCUAGAGCAGACAAUAGAGGGAUCCCAAUACGACGCUUUUAGCGUGGAUCUGCGCACUUCUGCGUUUGAAAACGAGGCUGUA
Molecule: messenger RNA, 4312 nt
Organism: Acanthaster planci (crown-of-thorns starfish)
Lineage: Eukaryota; Metazoa; Echinodermata; Asteroidea; Valvatida; Acanthasteridae
Source: RefSeq, a predicted model, not a curated record